Armigeres subalbatus is the source of this 3654-nucleotide messenger RNA. RefSeq names its product carbonic anhydrase-related protein 10 (gene CARPA). Lineage: Eukaryota; Metazoa; Arthropoda; Insecta; Diptera; Culicidae. Gene Ontology annotation, molecular function: zinc ion binding; carbonate dehydratase activity. The record is from RefSeq and is a predicted model, not a curated record. The coding region runs from base 1151 to 2167 and encodes 338 amino acids. The transcript has 9 exons.
GGAGUUAGUGUCCUUUCGGCAGCGAAACGAACCGGUCGCGAAACGCGUUUCCUCCCCCACGUGUGGUAGAUGAACAUUGAUGUUGGAUAGAGCUGUGUGGUGUGUAUUUGCAGUUCCAUAGCUCCCAUAGCACUAUUUUUGGAAUACUAGCAGUGCAGUAUUAUAGUUGUAGUACUACUCGACGCACAAACAGUCCGGCGACGACGGGAUGGACAGACGGAACGCAGCUGCGUAUCUUCGAUCGGGUUGUUCGGGAUCAGCUGAUAGCUCCAUACCGCCGCCCCCGUGUCGGCGAGUUUGGUGGAAUCGGGAUGGUGUUGACUGCUGAAAUGGUGUGCUCCUGGGGAUUGCUGUGAACAAGCGGGGUUGCUUUCCUGUGUUAUCACACAAGUUGCGUGAAAAAUUCUGCGAAUGUACGAAGAUUUAGUGAUAUGUUGCUAAUAAAAGAAGAAAUCAGUUUUGGAAUAACAUCCGGUCAGUGCUUAUGAUUAUGGAUUUUGUGCAAUGUGACACUGCCUUCCGCAACUUAAACGGUGGUGUUUUUGUUUAACCAACUAAAAAUGAGUUCAAUUGCGGUUUUGAACAUUUCGAAUGCAGCGAUGCCUUCAUCAUCGCCAACAAACGACUUUAGUGAAAAUCUAGGAGAUACCCACAGCAGAGCCGAGAAAAUAGCCUCAACGAAACCCCUGGCAGAUGGCGCUCGCCUGUGUUGAAUAAGUGAAGAGUGAAAAAUAUACUGAAGUCUGAAAGUUGUUAGCCAAAAGUUCGAAAAAAAAGUGACGACCGGAAAGAGCAAGUGCAACCGAAAAGUGUAAACUUCUAAAUGCAGCGGCGCUGCGUGGAGAACCAUCGAAAGCGGCGAAAAGAACCAGCUUGCUGUGACGGCCUCCCGUUCAAGCUACGGUGUGUGAGUUGAGUCCACCACCUUUGAGUGAAUCCAAGUCAGCUCUGGUUGCGGCGAAGACCAUAAAGGGAAAACGAGGAAGCCAAAACGGAAGCCAUAGUUUUGAUGUGCGAGUUAAUUAAAAAUAAUUGCUUGUUGAAACAAGUUGUAGUGGUUCACUAAUUAGGGAAAGUGCGAGGGAAAACGAAGAAAUAGUUGAAGAUAAAGGUUUGAUACGAUAGCUGAAAAUUGAGAAGAAACGCAACAAUGCUAGCUAAAUUAGGUGUAAAUAUAGUCAUACUGCUAGCCUUAGGAAAAGAAAUCAAAGCCAGCUGGGAAGAAUGGUGGACGUACGACGGAAUCUCAGGGCCCGCCUUCUGGGGAUUGAUCAACCCACAGUGGAAUAUGUGCAACAAAGGUCGCCGCCAGUCACCCAUCAACGUGGAGCCGGAGAAGCUGCUGUUCGAUCCCUAUCUCAGGUCGCUGCACAUCGAUAAGCACAAGAUUUCCGGCACGCUGCACAACACGGGCCAGUCGUUGGUGUUCCGCGUGGACAAGGACACCAAGCAGCAUGUAAAUAUUUCCAGCGGUCCCCUCGCCUAUCGGUACCAGUUCGAGGAGAUCUAUUUCCACUACGGGACGGAUGAUGGCCAGGGCUCGGAGCAUCACGUCCACGGGUACAGCUUUCCAGGGGAGAUUCAAUUAUACGGCUUCAACAAGGAACUGUAUCACAACAUGUCCGAGGCGCAGCACAAGGCCCAGGGCAUUGUGGGGAUCUCGCUGAUGGUGCAGAUCGGCGACACGCCCAACCCAGAGCUGCGAAUAAUCACCAGCACCUUCAACAAGGUCACCUACAAAGGUUCUUCCACGCCGAUUCGGCACAUCUCGCUGCGGUCGCUGUUGCCAAAUACGGAGCAGUACAUGACGUACGAGGGAUCCACCACGCACCCGGGCUGCUGGGAGAGCACGGUAUGGAUCAUCCUGAACAAACCGAUCUACAUCACCAAGCAGGAGUUAUAUGCGCUGCGGAAGUUGAUGCAAGGCUCGGAGCAGACACCGAAGGCACCGCUGGGGAACAAUGCGAGGCCGCUGCAAGCGUUGCAUCACCGGACGGUGCGAACGAAUAUCGACUUUGCUCACACCGGGGCAAAUAAGAAUCAGAACUGCCCCACCAUGUACAAGGAUAUGUACUACAAGGCGAAUCGGUGGACGUCGGAAAUUGCGUCCCGUGGUCGCGAACGAGGUCUUCCCGACAUAGAUUCGGUGUUCCACUCGCUACCGUAGUGGAGCUGGAGCGGGGGUGGUGGCAGCGGUAGCGUCGGUUCGAGUAACCGCCUCGGCGGAAGUGUGGCCAAAUAUCCCCAUUGAAGAAUCACCGAAGCCGUAGUGGCAGUAGCAGCUGUGCGGCCUGCGGGUAAGUCCCGCAGGGGUGUUUGACUUUCUUAGCUAGGGAUUUCACGAUGAGAUCGAAUGAGAAUGAGAUGUGUAAAAAAAAAACAGAAUGACAAAUGCAAAGUAUUCCUAUUUUUAUGAAGAACUGAUUAUGGAUGGGCGUCGUAGAAAAUCUGUAUAAAAUGUACUGUUACUAGAUCUUUACUGUAAAGUAUGACCGGAAAGUGCGAAGGAGAUUGCUUCUCGAAAAAAUAUGAAAUGCCAAACAAAAUUACCACUGAUCGAAAAAGACAGAACUAAACUGAACGAGGAACCCCUUUUUGGGGUGGACAAUAAUUCAAAUAUUUAACAAAAAAAAAGUUUUGAUCAAAACGAACUCACAAACACUCAUACAUCAAUCCGCUUAACUACGAGCAGACCUGUCAAGUUUCAAGAUGACGAUAUUUUUAUAGCAAAAUCCAAGCAAGCAUGUUCUGUCAGUCCACCCUCAUUGUUGCUUGCAUGCAGUGCUAAUUGCAGAUCUUUUGUACAUACUCAUAACCUCCAAAUACCGAAGGUAACGUUGUAGAACAAUACGAACAACUAGCAAAAAGUGCUUCUAUUGAACUUACUAGAAAAUUAACCUUCAACAAAGUAACGGAAGCCUAAACGAACAUAACAAUUAAACAACCACAGUAUAGUAGAAUUUUUAUAACAUGAUGCCUAAACGAAUAUUAUAGUGAACAUUGCAUUAGUUGUACAUUUGCAAAUACAGUCGUUGUUAUCAUGGGUUUGUAAUUUCAAGAAGCAGAUGUAAAGGCUAUGAAUUAACUGUCUGUAAAAAAUAAUUACACUCGUAAUUCGAUACUAUCGAAGGGGAACACGGUGAACCAAACGUAACGAAAACUGCUGCGACAAUUACGACGAUGAAAGUGCGAACAUGAACAGACUUCCAGGCUGGCGUUGAGUUGUUUUGUUUCCUCUGGCAACCGGAUGCUUAGAUGGAUGUGCGGCGUGCAAUUUGUAAACAAAACCGAAGCAUCUGUCAAUCAAACCGAUAAACGUGCAUCAAUUAGAACCGUGUUUUGCCAAGCAUGUUUCUUGAACACAAAAUUAAACAAGUGCUUAAUGAAGAUAUUAUACUGCUGUAUACUGAAAUAGUGAACAAAACACGAAACAAAAAGAAUACAAAAAACGAAACGCAAUAUUCUACUACAACCAUCCACAUACACACAAAAAUACCCUACCAUGUAACCAAAGUAUUGAAAACACUCUCCUAUAUACCACUUUCUGAACCGAAAACAAACAGGUUUGAAGCAAAUCAAAUUAUUGAAUUUAUUUAACCAAGAAUUCAAUUCAAAAUGACAAAAGCAAAGCGAAUAAAAGUUAUUAACCAUUUC